AUGCUGUUAUUACCUUUGAUGAAUAUUAACAGAUUCACAAUCCUUCAUCAACAACAAAGACGGUUUAUAUUUCAAACAUUACCUGUUUCACGUCGUCUUUAUGACAUUUUGGAAAUACCUUUAGAUGCCGAUAAAAAAUUAGUCAAGUCACAGUUUUAUAAGCUAUCGAAAAAAUAUCAUCCCGAUUUGAAUUUAAAAGAUAAUACAGCACAUAAGAAGUUUUUAUUAAUAAAUGAGGCAUAUUCAAUAUUGAUUAAUGAUAAAAGUAGAAAAGAAUAUGAUAGAUCUAUCCUAUUUAAAAACAAUAAUAAUAAAUCAUUCUCACGAUCAUGGAAUCAUUCACAAUUUUCUUAUUCAAAUAGACCGAAUGUUAGAAAACAUACACAUCAUAAUUUUCAUGAAUCAAAUUUUAGGAGAAGAACUUCACGUACUGAUGAUACUCAUAAAACUAAUAAUAGUAAUACAUCAUCAUCGUCAUCAAAAGAUUUUAAAAAUAAAUUUAAUUUUCAAGAACAUUAUCAAAGACAUUAUAGUGAGGAAUUGAGAAGAGCAAAUUCAGAAUCUAGUAAAGAAAAAAAUCAAUCUUUGGAAAAUCAAUUAAAAAGUAGUCAUGGUAGAACUGUAUUAAGAAUUGUUUUAAUAGUUAGCACUCUAGUAUUAUUCGGAAGCAGUGGAGGAGGAAUCAUGAUUUAA
Messenger RNA from Entrophospora sp. SA101, 693 nucleotides. Lineage: Eukaryota; Fungi; Glomeromycota; Glomeromycetes; Entrophosporales; Entrophosporaceae. The record is from the annotation of a GenBank genome assembly.